Scaptodrosophila lebanonensis is the source of this 2514-nucleotide messenger RNA. It is a transcript of the gene TM9SF4, whose product is annotated as transmembrane 9 superfamily member 4. The record is from RefSeq and is a predicted model, not a curated record. The transcript is spliced from 9 exons. Gene Ontology annotation, cellular component: membrane. NCBI's taxonomy places the organism in Eukaryota, Metazoa, Arthropoda, Insecta, Diptera, Drosophilidae. Gene Ontology annotation, biological process: protein localization to membrane. The coding region runs from base 137 to 2023 and encodes 628 amino acids.
AAAUGACGGCGAUUGAUAGACGUAGGCGUAUAAAAUUUUAAGGAAGAAAAGAGAUUCCACCAUUCUAUAUUUUAUUACUUGCAAAUUUCUAGUUUACAGGAACUUAGUGCAUAUUAUUUAGCCUUUUAAUACAAUAAUGCAGUGCGCGCCCAGGCCAUGGCCGCUGCUCCUCUCGCUGCUGGCGCUCUGCUGCUGUGUGCAUAGCUUUUACGUGCCCGGCGUUGCGCCCGUCGAGUUCGUGCGUGGCCAAAAAAUCGAUGUUAAGGCAGUCAAAAUGACCAGCAGUCGCACCCAGCUACCUUAUCAGUACUACUCUCUUAAAUUCUGCUAUCCCAAGAACGGUACGCUGAUUUUCAAAUCGGAGAACUUGGGUGAGGUACUGCGUGGUGAUCGUAUCGUAAACACACCUUACGAGGUGCGGAUGGCCGAAAAUGUGAACUGCAAGCUGCUGUGCAACAAAAAAGAUAGGCCACUGACGUGGAGUCAGGAAGACUCGGCCAUGGUGGCGGAGCGCAUACAACAUGAAUACUUUGUGCAUUUACUGGUGGAUAAUCUUCCUGUGGCUACGCGCAUUGUCAAUGCAAACAAUCCCGGCGAGGUGACCUAUGAGCAUGGCUAUCGCUUGGGUCAAGUUGAUGGCGAUAAUAUCUACGUAAACAAUCAUCUAAAGUUUAUCCUUUCCUAUCACAUGCACACCAAAGACAAGUUCCGGGUUGUUGGCUUUGAGGUGGAAACUGGAUCAGUAAAUCACAAGGAAAUUAAAUUCGAGGGUGAUCUCUGCAAUUUCCCUGACAGCGCACGUCCACAGUUGGUGAAUCCGAAUGGCGAAACACAGCUAUAUUUUACCUAUUCGGUCGAGUGGAAAGAGUCCUCAGUGAGCUGGGCCUCACGUUGGGACAUCUACUUGGGCAUGCGCGAUGUACAGAUCCAUUGGUUCAGCAUUAUUAAUUCGCUGGUAGUGGUAUUCUUCCUAUCGGGCAUUCUCACCAUGAUCAUCAUUCGCACGCUGCGUCGCGAUAUUGCGCGAUACAAUACAGACGACAACAUUGAAGACACAUUGGAAGAGACCGGCUGGAAGCUGGUACAUGGCGAUGUAUUCCGUCCACCGAAAAACACACGCCUAUUCUCCGCUGUUAUAGGCAGCGGCAUUCAGAUCUUCUUCAUGGCCAUGGUUACCAUAUUCUUUGCAAUGUUGGGCAUGUUGUCGCCCUCGUCUCGCGGCGCUUUAAUGAGCUCCGGCAUUUUUAUGUACGUCUUCAUGGGCACUAUUGCAGGCUACUAUGCAGCCCGUCUUUACAAAACUAUGAAAGGUCGCGAGUGGAAGCGUGCUGCUUUCCUCACUGCCACCUUCUAUCCCGGAAUUGUUUUUGGCACCGGGUUCUUCUUAAACUUUUUCAUUUGGGAUAAGUCGUCAAGUGGUGCUGUGCCUUUCACGACCAUGAUUUCGUUGCUGUUGCUCUGGUUCGGCAUUUCAGUUCCUCUAGUAUAUCUCGGCUUCUAUUUGGGCUAUCGGAAGCAACCAUAUCAGCAUCCAGUGCGCACCAAUAUGAUACCACGCCAAGUGCCGGCACAGCAUUGGUACAUGAAUGUUGCAUUGAGCACCUUGAUGGCCGGUAUUUUGCCCUUCGGAGCUGUUUUCAUCGAGCUAUUUUUUGUUUUUACAGCCAUUUGGACGAAUCAGUUUUAUUACCUGUUUGGCUUUUUGUUUUUAGUGUUUUGUAUUUUGGUUGUGAGCUGUGCGCAAAUAUCCAUUGUUAUGACUUACUUUCAAUUGUGCGGCGAGGACUAUCGCUGGUGGUGGAGGAGCUUCAUCGUCUCUGGCGGCUCGGCUGUUUAUGUGCUCUUCUACAGCAUAUUUUACUUUUUUACGAAGCUGGAGAUCACAGAGUUCAUACCUACGCUGCUCUAUUUGGGCUAUACAGGUCUCAUGGUGCUAACUUUUUGGCUCCUCACCGGCUCGAUUGGUUUCUUUGCCGCCUACGUUUUCAUUCUGAAAAUAUAUAGUGCUGUCAAAAUCGAUUAAGGCACACACAGACAUACAGACACAAAAACACAACCCACACAACGCUGUACACCAAACUAUCUGCAAUAUCAUUUGAUCAUAACACUUAUGCUAUCAUUAUUAUUAUAAAUAUUUAUAUUAAAUCUCUAGCCUUGAAAAAGCAACAACUGUACCAAGCUUAGCCUAAGUUCUUGGCAAAUGUAAAGUUUCAUUUAGACUGCUUGUGCUUUUCCUUCUAACUAUAACUGUGUGCUAAGUUUCCUUGCUCCUGUGAACAUGAUUCCUUUACGCCUGCACACUAGCCAGAAGAAGAAGAAAGAACGCGACGCGAGCCUCGAACGGAUCGAGUGUUUAUUUAUAACUUAGUAUUGCUAAUGCAAAAAUUCUCUAAAAGUCGCUCAAUUAUGCGGGAGUAAAACCAACAAUUAUAUUUAUAAUUGCCUAAUUUAUAUAUGUAUGUAAAAUACCUAAUUUAAGCAAAAAAUUCAAAAUAAACUAAUUUUAAGUACGAA